AUGGCAGUCGCCAGUCUCAUCUCGGCGUUCGUGGGAAGCAGCAUUGCCUCUUCAAUUUCGGUUGCGCAAUCACCUCCAGCAGCAGCGUGUGACCCUAUUCCAGAAGCUUUUGUCAGUUAUUCGAUUGAGUUCUCUUCCUUUCCGGAAUUUGCUGGAAAUAACUCAUCACCAAAUGUUUUCUCUAACAAUCUUUUAAAUAACCUGGGCAAUCUUACGGGAACCAAGCCAUAUAUUCGCGUUGGUGGAAACACCCAGGACUAUUAUCUAUAUAAUGCUAGUCUCAAAACUGCCCUGACUGGGAUUGUUGUUCCAUCAAGAUCUCCUGAUUAUCCCACAACAAUCUCAAUUGGUCCAUCUUAUUUCGAGUCCUACAAUACCUGGCCAGACACCAAGUUCGUACAUGGAUUCAACAUGGGCCUGGGUGGUAAUAAUUCGGCAGGCUGGGAGACAUUGCUUGAAACUGUUCCGUUGGCUUGCAAAGCACUCGGGAAAGAAAAGCUUCUUUGGUGGGAAUAUGGAAAUGAACCAGAUCUAUUUUCUACAUCGGCUCAAGGACCUGUGCGACCACCAUCCUGGAAUGAGGCCACUUAUGUCAGUCAAUGGCUGAACGGGACGCGUGCCAUUAAACGUCAAUUGGAAAAGUACUGCCCGGGUCUUACAUCGAAUUCGACAUAUGGGUACCUUGCCCCGUCUUUCGCCGGUUUGAAUAACCAUCUAAAGCCUGUCAAGGCCUUUCAAUCCGGACUCGAUGCAGAUAAGGAUAUUAAAAUCAUUUCAUCGCACAACUACAUCGGAGGUGCUACACAGCCAGGUGUAACACUUCAAGGUACUCUUAUGAACCAUACCGUCACCGCCAAGUCUGUGGACGCUCAGGCACAGCUCCAGAAGAAUCUGUCGUACCUCGGCCUGCCGUUCAUACUUGGAGAAACGAACAGUCUGUACAACCAAGGCAAGCCGGGUCUGUCCAACGCGUUUGGUGCUGCUCUCUGGGGCAUCGACUUCAAUCUCUACUGCGCUUCUGUCGGUAUCCGUCGUGUCCAUAUGCACAUGGGAACGAACUACCGUUACCAAAGCUGGCAGCCUGUCCAAACAAACAUUACCACUCUUGGGACUAAGCCACCAUAUUAUGGUCACGUGGCAGUCGCUGCGAUGAUGGGUAAUCUGAAGAAGGAGAAGACUAGAAUUGCGAACAUCAAACUUGAUACGGAUACAGAAGCUGCUUAUGCCGCGUACUCCAACGACAAACUUUCCAGGGUCGCAAUCAUCAAUCUCAGACAGUAUAAUUACACUGUCAACGGCACAAGUUCGGUGUUGAACCCGGUCAAAAGACCUUCACGAGAGUAUACGCUCAAUGUUCCGGCUGAUUGUAGGGACAAAAUUGGUGUUCAAAGACUAUAUGCGAAUGGAAGUGACGCUAUCUCUGGCAUCUCGUGGGAUGGGUUGAGCUAUAAUUGGGAGCUUGACAAUGGAAAGCCGGUAAGGCUGCAUAAUGUCACUACCGGUGAGAUUGUUAAAGUCAAAGAUGGGACAGUGAAAGUCGCUGUGUUGGAUUCGGAGGCGGUUAUACUCAGUUUUCAGUGA
Messenger RNA from Glarea lozoyensis ATCC 20868, 1581 nucleotides. RefSeq names its product (Trans)glycosidase. Bases 1 to 1581 code for a protein of 526 amino acids. The transcript is spliced from 3 exons. Lineage: Eukaryota; Fungi; Ascomycota; Leotiomycetes; Helotiales; Helotiaceae. The record is from RefSeq and is a predicted model, not a curated record.